GGCACACAGCAUGACCUUUAACCCUCAGGUCACCUUUCACCUCUUUGCUGCUCCAGACGAACGCUUGCAGUUGCAGGAUCAAGAGUAUUGUGUGGAGGUAAAAAAUCAACACUAGAAGCAGGCAUGGCAGAGGCAGGAAAAGGGUCUCCUACUGGUGUUCCCAGGGAACUCUGUGAUGGUGUAGUUUCAUCUGACAGGGAUCCCGACAUAAUGGAAGACCAGGUGGCAACAGGCCAAGAUGGUUUGGGAUGUCAAUUAGAAGCUGAUGCUGGUGAAAAAUCGCAUGUGUGUGAGGAUUGUGGCUACAGGACACCCCGGAAGUCCCACUUAUUACAACAUAUGAGAAUUCAUACAGGGGAAAAACCCUACAUGUGUGACCAGUGUGACUAUUCUGCUAAACGGAAGCAACAUUUGGACAUCCAUCUCGCAAAUCACACCGGUGACAAACCCUUCAUGUGUGGGGAAUGUGGUUACAGGACAACUCAAAAGUGUGACUUAUCCAAACAUAUGAGAACCCAUACUGGUGAAAAACCCUAUAAAUGUGACCAGUGUGAUUAUUCUGCUGCACAAAAAAGCACAUUGGACCAGCAUCUAGCAAAACACAGCGGUGAGAAACCCUACAUGUGUAAGGAAUGUGGGUACAGAACAGCUGAUAGAUGUUACCUAUACAGACAUAAGAAAAUUCAUAAUGGUGACAAGCCCUACAUGUGUGGGGAAUGUGGGUACAGGACGACUCAAAUGUCUACCUUAUCCAAACAUAUGAGAAUUCAUACCGGUGAAAAACCCUACAAGUGUGACCAGUGUGACUAUUCUGCUGCACAGAAAUCUGCAUUUUACAGACAUCAAGCAAAACACAGUGGUGACAAACCCUACAUGUGCGGGGAGUGUGGGUACAGGACAGUUACAAAGUAUGACCUAACUAAACAUAUGAGAACACAUACCGGUGAAAAACCUUACAAAUGUGACCAGUGUGAUUAUUCUGCUGCUGAUAAAUCCACGUUAAAUCGCCACCAAGCAAAACACACUUGAAGCUUGUGUGACGAUUGUGAGCACAGGACAACAGGAACGUCUCGCUUGUUCAUCGUACAUUUGAGAACCUAAACGUACCCGAGAGCGAAACCUGUGUAAAAGUAAAUAGUAUAGAAGGCCAGCAGUUUGAUUUUAGGUGUUAUCCGCGUCCUCUAAGCUAAACACACACACUAAUGAGAAACAACAAUGUAUUAGAAUAGUGCAGGUAUAGGACAACAUUACACCAGAACUCCCUAGCUGAAUGUGUACGUUAUAGGGAAAUAUCAAUGUACGCACGCUUCUAAAUGUGUCCUACAGUAAUGUCUGAGAAGAAGCAACUUUACAGUUUUGAGAGUGCAUUUGUCUUGUUUAAGGUAAAUGUUUACUUGUGUAUAAUUCUUUGAAUAGAUGUUUUUGCAAUGUGUACGUGUUUCCUUCUGCAAAGCCUUUAUAAAAAAGUUACCCCCAUUCCACUGCAGACUGCAAUUGUGACUUGAAUUGUCUUCCUUCCCUACAAGAAAAUCCUGACAGAUGUGAUAAAAACUUAACUUUAUUUCUAUUAACAGUUUUGCUUAUAAAUUUAAAUAAUUGCAACCAAAUAACGUACAACAGAAAUAAUCUCGAGUACCUUAUUGAAUUGGAAGCGGCAUAUUAGUUUACAGCAAAGAUUCGUAGAACCAUAUAGCUUAUAAGAAAUGCUCUGAAUAUUAAGAAUGAGGAUAUUUGAAAAGUAGAUGAAGAUAAUUUCAUAAAACUAGCCGAGCAGCUUACCUAAUACCUGUAUCAUAGAAAAGUUUGAGCUUCAUUCAAUAAUACGUUAACAUUAUGUGCACUCUACGGUGCUUAUUUAAAAACUUGCAUGCAUUUACUAACAUAUACACCAUCUAUUAGUUUUUGUAUUGAUGUUUAUGCUAAAUCUGUGUUGAAAAUUUCAUAAAGUAUAAGGAUACUUGUGUAUUUAAGUUAACAUGCAAUGUAGUUUCUAUGAGUAAUAUAUAAUGUAGAUGUAUGUAAUUACGUGGGUAACAUGGCUAUGGAUUUCAGUUAAUUAAAGAUAUUCUCCUCUAUAGCAAGAGAAAUGUGAGGAUAUUAAAACGAGAUUAU
Branchiostoma floridae (Florida lancelet) is the source of this 2112-nucleotide messenger RNA. RefSeq names its product gastrula zinc finger protein XlCGF7.1-like. Gene Ontology annotation, molecular function: RNA polymerase II transcription regulatory region sequence-specific DNA binding; DNA-binding transcription factor activity, RNA polymerase II-specific. The record is from RefSeq and is a predicted model, not a curated record. Lineage: Eukaryota; Metazoa; Chordata; Leptocardii; Amphioxiformes; Branchiostomatidae. Gene Ontology annotation, biological process: regulation of transcription by RNA polymerase II. Gene Ontology annotation, cellular component: nucleus. The coding region runs from base 124 to 1029 and encodes 301 amino acids. The transcript has 2 exons.